Molecule: messenger RNA, 3522 nt
Organism: Zonotrichia albicollis (white-throated sparrow)
Lineage: Eukaryota; Metazoa; Chordata; Aves; Passeriformes; Passerellidae
Source: RefSeq, a predicted model, not a curated record
AUGACGGAGCAGCUAAAUCUGGCCUGGUGCUUGAUAAGCCUGCUAAGCAGAGUGCUGAAAAUAAUCCACCUGGCACAGAAGAAUAAUGCAACCCUUCCUUCAGAUGGAGCAACGCUGAAGGGAAUUGACCAAAGCAAUGCCCUGGUCCUGCCAGCAAAAAAAGCCAAGAAGAAAAAAGCCCCGUGUGUUGUGCAGCAGCAGAAGAAACCCCUGAGCAAGAAACAGAAGAAAAACCUGCAGAAGGUUUUGGAGCAGAAGGAGAAGAAAAAGCAGAGAGCUGAGCUGCUGAGCAAGCUGAACGAGGUGCAGGCUUCUGAGGCAGAAAUGAAACUCCUGUACACAACUUCCAAACUGGGGACUGGGGGCCGCAUGUUUCAGGCUAAAAGGGUGACUCAGGAGCCAAGGACUGAUGUCCCUGAAAGGAUCAGGAGCAUCAGCGGUGCCAACAAGAGAAGGCACAGCUCAGGGUCAGAGCCAGAGCCUGAGGAAGAGCCCAGCAGCUCUGAGGAGGAGGAGGAGGAAGAGCAGAAAGAGGACACUGAGAAGUCCUCAGGCAGUGCUGUGGAUGCUGCUAAAGGGGCAGAGGGAGGAGUGGGCAGGGCAGGGGCUGAGCAGCCUCCGGCUGGUCCCAGAGCCCCAGAGCCCCAGGCAGCCCCCAGCAGGGCUCCCUGCAAGCCUGCAGUGUUCAUCCCUGUGCACAGGACUCCUGAGAUCCAGGAGGCAAGACUAAAGCUCCCCAUCCUUGCUGAGGAGCAAGUGGUCAUGGAAGCCAUCAAUGACAAUCCCAUUGUCAUCAUAUGUGGAGAGACAGGGAGUGGCAAAACCACCCAGGUGCCUCAGUUCCUCUAUGAGGCUGGAUAUGCCAGUUCUGGGGGCAUCAUCGGGAUCACGGAGCCUCGGCGCGUGGCCGCCGUGUCCAUGUCCCAGAGGGUGGCCAAGGAGAUGAACCUGUCCCACAGGGUGGUUUCCUAUCAGAUCCGCUACGAGGGGAACGUCACGGAUGAGACACAGAUCAAGUUCAUGACUGAUGGUGUGCUGCUCAAGGAGAUCCAGAAGGACUUCCUGCUGUCCAAGUACAAAGUGAUCAUCAUUGAUGAGGCCCACGAGAGGAGCAUGUACACGGACAUCCUGAUAGGCCUCCUGUCCCGCAUCGUGCCCCUCCGGCACAAGAAGGGGCUGCCCCUGAAGCUGAUCAUCAUGUCUGCAACUCUGCGUGUGGAGGAUUUCACUGCCAACACCAGGCUGUUCUCUGUGCAGCCUCCUGUCAUCCAGGUAGAUGCAAGGCAGUUCCCUGUGACUGUUCAUUUUAACAAGAAAACCCCCCUGGAUGAUUACAGUGGGGAGUGCUUCAGGAAGGUGUGCAAAAUCCAUCGGAUGCUGCCUGCAGGUGGGAUUUUGGUGUUUUUAACAGGCCAGGCAGAAGUUCACUCUCUGUGUAGAAGAUUAAGGAAAGCAUUCCCAUACCAAAAAAACAGCACUGCAGGAGGAGAGGAUGACAGGGAAGACUCAGUGGAAGAAAUGAGGAAAUUCAAGAGCUCGAGGAAGCGCAGGAGAGUCCUGACACUCCCCAAAAUUGAUCUGAACAAUUACUCUGUGGUGCCUCCGGAUGAAGGAGAUGAGGACAGAGACUUUGACAGUGAUGAUGAUGCUGCAGGCUCCGAUCUUGACCUGGACUUAGGAGAUGGAGACUCAGGAGAAGAUGAGAAAUCUGACUCGUCCCUGCCCCUGUAUGUGCUCCCACUCUACUCCUUGCUGGCACCAGAGAAACAGGCAAAGGUAAAGGAUUUAUUGUCACACUGGUCCACUAGGUUAUACUCUUCGGCAGUUUUCAUGGACUUUGAGAAAUUUUCUGCUCCAGAAAUAACAAAGCGACCAGUGGAAGACCUGAUUCUGCAAAUGAAGGCAUUAAAUAUAGAAAAGGUCAUCAACUUCCCCUUCCCAAGCCCUCCUCCCACGGAAGCUCUGGCAGCAGCAGAGGAGCUGCUGAUAGCCCUGGGUGCCCUGAAGGAGCCCCCCAUGACAGGAAGGCUGAAGCAGCAGCUGGCAGCAAAGCUGAGCUGCCCCAUCAGUCCCCUGGGCAGGGUGAUGGCCACUUUCCCCGUGGCCCCUCGCUAUGCCAAGAUGCUGGCCCUGAGCAGGCAGCAGCAGUGCCUGCCCUACACCAUCACCAUCGUGUCUGCCAUGACUGUCAGGGAGCUCUUCGAGGAGCUGGACAGGCCUGCAGGCAGUGAGGAGGAGGCAGCCCAGCUGAAGGCAAGGAGAGCCAGGUUCUUGCAGAUGCAGAAGGUCUGGGCUGGGCAGGGGCCCAUGCAGAAGCUGGGGGACCUCAUGGUGAUGUUAGGAGCAGUGGGGGCCUGUGAGUACUCCGGGUGCACCCGGGAGUUCUGUGAGCAGAACGGGCUGAGGCACAAAGCCAUGCUGGAGAUCCGGCGCCUGCGAGGGCAGCUCACCACGGCAGUGAACUCGGUGUGCAGGGAUGCUGGGCUCUACGUGGACCCCAAGAUGGAGCCCCCCACGGAAGCUCAGGUCACCUACCUGAGGCAGAUCGUGCUGGCAGGGCUGGGGGAUCACCUGGCCAGAAGGGUUCAGGCAGAGGAGCAGCUGGAUGACAAGUGGAAGAAUGCCUACAAGACUGCCCUCCUGGAGGACCCCGUGUUCAUCCACCCCAGCUCAGUCCUCUUCAAGGAGCUGCCAGAGUUUGUGGUGUACCAGGAGAUCGUGGAGACCACCAAGCUCUACAUGAAGGGCGUGUCUGCAGUGGAGCCUGAGUGGAUCCCUGCCCUGCUGCCGCCCUACUGCCACUUUGGGAAGCCUCUGGAGGAUCCCCCUCCCUCCUACUGCCCUGGCACGGGCCGGGUGCGCUGCCACAGAGCCAGCGUCUUCUACCGGGUGGGCUGGCAGCUCCCUGCUGUGGAAGUUGAUUUUCCCCCAGGGAUCGAGCGCUACAAACACUUUGCCAGGUUCCUGCUGGAAGGAAAGGUCAUUAAAAAGCUGAGCUCUUACAGCCAGUGCCUGCUGUCCAGCCCCCUCAUAAUGCUGAAAACAUGGUCCAAACUUCAGCCCAGGACAGAAGCCCUGCUGCAGGCUCUGGUGAAAGAAAACUGUGAUAACCGUGAUGCUUUGGUGGCUGCAUGGAAGAAAAAUCCCAAAUAUCUGCUCGCAGCCUAUUGCCAGUGGGUGCCCGAGGCCCUGCACCAGGAGCUCGCCCUGAAGUGGCCUCCAGUGGCCCUGUGACCCUCGAUGCUGAUGCACUCCUUGGCUCCAGGGUGUUUGGAGAGCUUUCCAGGGCUUUCCUUGGAAAUCUGAAACUGAUGGACUCACCUGUUAUAGGAAUACCUUUUGUUAUUCUGCUUUCCCAGAAGCCCUGCCAGCUGUUUGGCUGGUAUUUCAUAGUAUUAAUGUUUGGAUAAUUUUAUCCAUUGUAUUUUAUGGAGAUUUUUCUUUUUUUUUUAACCUGAAGUUUCUCUUUGGACUAUAUUAGUCAUAUGAACUGUAAUAAAUAUGUAAAAUUCUUGGUCUGGA